GUAACUUAAUCAUAAUACUCAGCUACCUAUGAUUCAGACAGGUCUCAUCCAAAGCGCGCACAAUGACUUGGUGACGGACGUCUCCUAUGACUUCUACGGCCUACGACUGGCCACCUGUGGUCUUGACCAAAGAAUCAAAGUCUGGCAAAUAGACGAAACCAACGGCACCUGGCGCGUCGAGGACGACUGGAAGGCACACGAUGCCGCAAUCUCACGCCUCUCGUGGGCCCAUCCAGAGUUCGGGACCAUCAUCGCCUCCGCGUCGUUCGACCGCACCAUCAAGGUCUGGGAGCAAACCGCGGGCGAGAUAGCCGCGCAGCCGAAUGGCUCUGCCUCAAGUCCAGCAGGAGGGUCGUCGUCAACGAGGUGGGUGGAGCGGGCGUCGCUCGUGGAUGCGCGGGGGACCGUGCGGGCUGUCGAGUUCGCGCCGAGACAUUUUGGGCUUAAACUGGCCUCCAUCUCGUCCGACAACCACCUCCGGGUCUACGAGUGCCUCGAGCAGACCUCGCUCGCGACAUGGCAGCUCGCAGAGGAAGUCGACGUGCUCCGCCUCCCGUCCUCCUCGUCCCCAUCUUCGCACUCCGUCGCGUUCGCGACGCCCACGCAGACGCAUGCCACGCUCGAGGGCGCGUCUGCGUCGCUCGUCGCACAGGCGAUCCAGCAGUCGCAGGCCCCGCCGGCGCCGGCGCCAUCCGGCCAGCUAGCCGCGCGCCCCGGGCUCGGCAACAGGGAGGCGGACGGCGGGUGGGCGCUCGCGUGGUGCAAGGAGCGGUAUUGGGGCGAGGUGCUCGCGGUGGGUGCGGGCACGGGUGGGGCUGUCAAGAUCGUCCAGCUCUCCUCCUCCCGCCGCCCAACCACCCUCCUCACGCUCGACCCCGCCCCGCCCCUCCUCCUCCCCUCCUCUGCGUCCGACAGUGGCGCCGCUGGCGCAUCCGGUGGUACACCCGGCGGGGCCGCUGCGGAGGACACAUCGGGGCGCAGCGCGAUCACGUCGAUCGCGUGGGCGCCGUCGUGCGGGCGAUCGUACCAUCUGAUCGCGACGGGCGGGCGUGACGGGCGUGUGCGCAUCUGGAAGCUCGCUCCGCCCGCUGAUAGCGACGCAGGGCUGGGCCUGGGCCUGGGCGGCGAGAUGGAUGUGGACGGGUCGGAGCUGGGAGGGGGCGAGCCGCGGUGGAGCGGGAGCGUUGUUGCUGAGUUUGAUCAGCAUAAGAGUGCGGUGGGGCGGGUUGAGUGGAAUAUUACGGGGACUUUGUUGUCGUCGGCGGGCAAUGACGGGCGCGUGCGGCUGUGGAAGGCGUCGGUGGGAAACGUGUGGAAGCCGGCGGGGAGCAUCGGCGUCGAGCAGGGUGAGGAUGCAGCGGACGAUGUCGAUAUGGACGGGCAUCCUGCGUCGAACUAG
Coniophora puteana RWD-64-598 SS2 is the source of this 1399-nucleotide messenger RNA. Its product is annotated as WD40 repeat-like protein. The record is from RefSeq and is a predicted model, not a curated record. Gene Ontology annotation, cellular component: Seh1-associated complex; nuclear pore outer ring. Bases 29 to 1399 code for a protein of 456 amino acids. The transcript has 6 exons. Gene Ontology annotation, molecular function: structural molecule activity; protein binding. Gene Ontology annotation, biological process: cellular response to amino acid starvation; positive regulation of TORC1 signaling. NCBI's taxonomy places the organism in Eukaryota, Fungi, Basidiomycota, Agaricomycetes, Boletales, Coniophoraceae.